Molecule: messenger RNA, 894 nt
Organism: Hibiscus syriacus
Lineage: Eukaryota; Viridiplantae; Streptophyta; Magnoliopsida; Malvales; Malvaceae
Product: WUSCHEL-related homeobox 11-like
Exons: 3
Coding region: 84-821 (245 amino acids)
Biological process (GO): adventitious root development
Molecular function (GO): DNA binding; DNA-binding transcription factor activity
Source: RefSeq, a predicted model, not a curated record
GUUUUCUUUGUAUAUUUUAAACCUAGUUUUCAGUUUCAACACCAUUAUUUAGCUUUCUUUUUUCCUCACCCUUCAUCAUAGUAAUGGAAGAUCAAGGUCCAGAGACUAAUAAUUCGAGCCAUGGUUCCGAAAGAAGUGAACCGGUUAGGUCAAGGUGGACGCCAAAACCGGAACAAAUCCUCAUACUCGAGUCCAUCUUCAACAAUGGCAUGGUGAACCCUUCAAAAGACGAAACCGUCAGAAUAAGAAAGCUGCUCGAGAAAUUUGGUUCCGUUGGGGAUGCUAACGUCUUCUACUGGUUCCAGAACCGGCGUUCCAGGUCUCGCCGCCGUCAACGGCAGAUGCAAGCCAGCCUUGCAGCGGGUUCCGAGCAAAGGAGUAAUAACCACCAAGCGCAACAGGUACUCGGCGGUGGUGCAAUUCAGUAUGACAGUACUAAUGGGAUGGCUGCCGCCGCAGCCAUGAGGUUUGCACCGCCGUCUUACAACGUCGGUUCCUCCUCUUCUUGCGGUGUUGUGGCGGAUGAUGGCUUCGAGAAUUUGCUUUCAAUGUCUGCUCAAAUGGGGUUUCAAGAACUUGGCCAAAGCUCGAGUGUUUCUGAAACUUCAAAUUUGCACUAUCAAACUGGAUUCAUCACAGUGUUCAUCAAUGGAGUGCCAACGGAAGUUCCAAGAGGACCCCUUGAUAUGAAAGGCAUGUUUGGUGAAGAAGUAGAGUUGGUUCACUCCUCAGGCGUGCCUAUCCCCAUGAACGAAUUCGGCUUUUUACUCCAGACUUUGCAACACGGAGAAAGCUAUUUCCUGGUUUCGAGAAUAACUUAAAUUUCAACAUCUGCAAUCCCUUCUUCUAUUUUCAAGCUUCCGUCUCGUUUGUACUGAAAUCGAGCUGCAAACA